Messenger RNA from Moneuplotes crassus, 1586 nucleotides. The record is from the annotation of a GenBank genome assembly. Lineage: Eukaryota; Ciliophora; Spirotrichea; Euplotida; Euplotidae.
UUUAACAAAGUUGGCAACCAAAUGUCUGAUUACAGUCCAAUCCCUCAGAAACGUCUCAACCUCCGCCAAAUGAUGAAUAGAGAGAGAAGUGAAAGCGAGAGCGAGUCUGAAAUUAAGAAUGAUGAACCCGUAAGGAAAUUGUCCCUUGAGAGUCUUGGGAAGAGUGAUCAUCGGUCACAUGAACGCUCAGCCAAAAGUUCUAAAAAUAGAUCUGUUUAUAAGUCUGAAGAGAGAACGGUUAAAAAGGCUAGAGAAACAGCAGUACCUCAUCAUAUGAUGAAUACUAUUGGGUCUCAUUCAGAAUAUGGCUCUCCUUCUAAGAGGAGAAAGAUCAAUAUUCGAGAUAAAAGUGCUUUAUCGUAUAAUAAGCAUGUAAUGCGAGUCUCAAAAGCCAAUGGCUCUUUUGGGAAAAGAGAGCGUAGGAAAAAGAAUCAUGGAAGGAUCAGAGUGCAAUCAUCCAACACAACUAAACCACCAACAAAUUAUUUCGAUAUAGACGAGCUUGACCAAGACCUUCCAGAAUUAGACCUAAUGAUGGAUUAUUUGGAGAAGCAGAUGCCUCCAGCAAUUGAGCUAGAGGAUGAAGAAUUUGAUGUUGAAGGAAUGAUUACUCACAAUGCUAAACUCAGAGACAAGAUUACCCGCAUAGUGAUUAUCUGUAAAGAAACUAUUCAAAGAGUGUCAAAUUUAAAAUAAAUCCAUCGUCACUCACAGAACUAUGCCUGAAGACUCUGAUACUCUUAAAGAAAAGCGAGAAGAGUUGAAGAAUUGUCAAAAGCAGAACGUUAUUGCUCAGAAGUACAUUCUCGGGCUUAAGCAGAAGAUAGUAGCUACUGAAGCAGACAACAAUAUAACUUCUCAAAAAUCUCAUUUCGGAACUGGCCUUGGCAUACAUAACAACAACAUCAAGAAGCUAACAAAAGAAGUGCUGAAACUAGAAGCACAUAAGAAGAAAUUAAUAGAAAGUCUUUAUUCCCAGUGGAAGGAUCUGACUAGGCUUAAUCCUGAGACUGAGUUUAAUACCAAGGUUGAGAAGGCAGCAGCAAAGUUAGGGGAGUUUAAGAAGGAAAAUAUGGAAAUGCAAGCCGAGCUUAAGGAAAUUGAGGAACAGCAUAAAAUUGUACUUAAAGAGUAUGCAAAAGUGUCGAAGAAAAAGAAUGCAUUGGUGAAUAAAUAAGAUCGCAUUGAAGAAUAAUAUUUCGCAGUCUGAAUUUGAUAAAUAAGAGUUUUGUAUUAGAUCAAGAGUAUGAGACGACAAAGACCAGGCAUGACAAACUUAAGCAGUUAAUGAUAAAUAAAGAAAUCAAACAAAUUGAUAAAAUUCUAGAGAAGGAAAAAUAAAUGAGCAGUAUUAGAACAAAGAAUCGUAGAAAUGAAAGAAAUGCUUGCCGAAUCGAAGGUGCAAGCUGAAAAGAAUUCUAAAAUACUAGCUCAGAAGAAGGCUAUGGUAAAGGAUACAGUGACAAAGACCAUAGUUCCACCCUCUCCAUCUAAACCUCUGUCACCGAACAGGAAAGGUUCUGUGACUUUUGACUAUAGAGAUACAGGUUAUGAAUAAAUAUUUUACUAAAGAGGUUUCAAUCUGA